AUUUCUUUGAAUGGAAGAACCAGUGACUCGUCCUGGAAAAAAAUUGUGGGCUAUAGCACGUAAAAAAGUGAAAGUUAUAGCUCGAAUAAAUGCAAUGAAAAGGAUUACUCUUUAAAAUUACUAUGGAGUUAGAGAUGAUAAUGAUUUUGUAGAGGCCACUUAAAUAAACAAAUGGGUUAUAUAUCCAGAAUCAAAAUUUAAAGCAUUUUGGGAUUUUAUCAUAAUAAUUUUAAUGCUUUAUACAUGCACAAUUUUACCAUUUAGAUUAUCUUUUUAAGAUUCGACAAGUGAAGUUUGGAAUUCGAUAGAUGAGGUUUUCAAUUAUGUUUUCAUGGCUGACGUAAUAAUAAAUUUUUUUACUGCUUAUUAAGAUGCUGAUAAUGUGUUAGUUACAAACAAUAAAUAUAUAGCGAUGAAUUACUUGAAGAGUUGGUUUUUAUUGGAUUUAGCUUCAGUGUAUUAGUUUAAUAUAAAAUCUAAGGAUUCCAUUCGAUUAGAUAUUCUAGCCAGAUGAAUAAACUGACACAAAUGUAAAUUCAUCAAGCAAAGGUUCGUAUACUCAAUUAUUGAGGUUGGCAAGAUUACCUCGUUUGUAUAGAUUAUUGAAAGUGGUAAAGUUAUUCAGAAUAGUUCGAUUUUAAUAAACAAAUAGAUCAUCAAUGUUUUCAAAGUUGAUAAAAUCUUGUAUAAAGUUGGAUGCAAGUAUAAAGAGAAUGAUUAAAAUAAUGGGAAUGUCAUUAUUAUUUUUGCAUUUAAGUAGUUGUUUUUAUUAUCUGAUAACUAAAAUCGAAAGAGAUGAAAUAACAUGGGUAUCAAAUUUAGGAUUGGAUGAAGCAGAUGAGGCAACUCUAUAUAUUCGAUCAUUUCAUUGGGCAUUGUAAACAUUAACAACAGUUGGUUUUGGAGAUGUUUCUCCUUAAACAGAUUGGGAGAAAUUAUAUGCAAUAUUUUGGAUGGGAGUAGGAAGUGCAUUUUUUUCAUUUAUGAUUUCAAAUCUAUAAGGAGCAGUAGGAGAUUCAGAGAAAUCAGCAAAGAAUAAGAUUAUGAGAUUGAAUGUAAUUCAGAAUAAAAUAAAGAUUCCUGAUUAUUGUAAAUAUUGAGUUUAAACUUAAAGUGUUUUAAUUGAUAAAGAGACAACUUGAAUCGUAAUAGCUGGAGAAUUCGAGGUAGCAAAUAAUAAUGCAAACAAAACCAUUGAUUAAAUAGUUGCCUACAUGUCUAAGAUCUUCUGUAUAGUUGUGUAUUUACGCUCAUGUUAUUGAAAAGAUCAAGUUUUUACAAGAUAAAGAUAUAGAAUUAAUAAUGGAUGUGAUACCAAAGAUAUCUCCGUUGAAUUGGGCAUAAGGAGAUAUUCUAUUUUCAACUGAUGAUUAUGCAGAAGAAAUCUAUUUUAUUUCAAUAGGAGAGAUAACAACAAGGGCUGCUGAUGGUUCAACCAUUUCAGUUUAUAGAGAAGGAGAUACUUUAGGAUUAUUGGAAGCAAUUUAUGAUGUGAGAAGGAUAGGAACUGCUAUCUGUAGUAAGAAUACUUAACUCUUCAGUUUGGAUAGAACUACUUAUCUUUAAAUGUUGUAGGAUUACCCAUAAUUACUCUCAGAAGUUAAAUAAUAAGUUGACAAAAGAAUCAAAGAAGUUAAGCCUUUCGUUGAAGAUGCUACCAUUUUAAAUAGAUCUAUCUAUGAAGUCAUGCAAGAUUAUUAGAGGAAGAUUAAUAAAAUCAAGAAAAUUAUUGAGCAAUUACAAAAAUCAGAAGAUAGUAAUGACAUUAUUGAUACUGACAAAAAUCAAUUAUAAAUAUUUCUACAAACCAAUACUUAAUUAGCCGAUAUUAUGAAUUUAUAAAGAGAAUCCAAUUCCAGAGAAACUGUGAUGUUUGAUAAUGCUAAAACAAUGAAUAAUCUUAUUGAUUAAUUAGCCGAUCUAUGGUAAAAAUAAUUGAUCGAAAAAAUUGAUUAAAUGCAUACUGAAACUACUUAUAUGAUAUAAGCUGUUCAAGAUAGAGUUGAAUAUUAUCAGAAAGCUACAAAGAAGUUUUCUAAUCUAAAAAAUGAUCUAACUAAAUAAAAAGAAAAUAUUCAAAGCAUGACCAAAUUAUGAAAAAUUAUAAGAAUUUAUUUUAAAUAUAAAUAUAUACCAUUAUAUCAGCAGCUAUCAAUCUUAUUA
Messenger RNA from Paramecium sonneborni, 2163 nucleotides. The record is from the annotation of a GenBank genome assembly. Lineage: Eukaryota; Ciliophora; Oligohymenophorea; Peniculida; Parameciidae.